UCCGUCCUUCCACCCCCAAGAUGGCGGCGCCCUGUGGAGUGUUAGAGGGACACUGAGCUGGGUAUAUAUGCAGAUCUGUUAAGAUGAAAAGUCUACGUUAUUUAUUCCUUGCACGCCAGCUGUGUGUUAAUGCAAAAUGGCUGCAUUCUACAGAACCACACAGGACCCAGGCGUGUCGUACUCUGCAUACACCUCCCUCAAGGCGCCCGCCCCAGACCAAAUCACAAAGCUCUCUGAUAACAUAUGAAGAUGUGUUUGACCAAGAACAGCGGAGCAAAGCCUCUUUUGUUGAGGUGCUCGAUCUGUUCUGUAACCGAGACAUCCGGCGACGAGGUCACGUGGAGCUAAUUGAAGCUGCUCUCAAGUGGAUGCCGGAAUUUGGAGUAGAGAAAGAUCUAGAAGUCUACAACAAGCUCCUUGAUGUGUUUCCUAAAGAGGUCUUUGUCUCUCAAAAUUACAUCCAGAGAAUGUUCAACCACUAUCCACGGCAGCAAGAAUGCGCCAUCAGAGUGCUGGAGCAGAUGGAGAACUAUGGCAUUACCCCUAACAGCCAGACUCGAUUCCUUCUGCUGCAGAUAUUUGGAGAUCGCAGUCAUCCCAUGAGAAAAUACCAGAGGUUAAUGUACUGGUUUCCUCGGUUCAAGCAUACUAAUCCUUUCCCAGUUCCUGAAACAUUAGCUGACCCUGUAGACCUAUCAAAGGCUUGCCUCCAGCGUAUAACAGCAGAUAAAGAUGCACGUACUACUGUGUAUCAGAUGCCCUCCACAGAAGAGAUAGAGGAUGGGGAAGGGCAGGAGAAUACGUAUAUUGUUGGUAUCCAGUCUCCAGAUCAAGUUGCCCUCCUUGCUGAACAUGACACCACCAUGCCUGUCUUGGUGGAAGGGCCUCAUCCCUUGUGGCUAAGAAAGACCUGUGUGUAUUAUUAUGUUCUGCGUGCUGACCCUUCAACCAUAAAGAAGGAGGUGGAGGUGGACCCCGAGAGAAGUCUUUACUAUCCUAUUAGCCUAGAUCUAGACCUCGAAAGAGAUUUUUCUGAAGAGAACACCUUUGAUGUGGAGGAAGUGAACGAAGGCCCCGUCUUUGCAAUGUGCAUGGCAAGCUCUGGAGAUGAGAGGACAUUAGGCAAGUGGAUUCAGGGUCUUCAAGAGACCAAUCCUAUUCUGGGAAAAGUUCCUGUUCUCUUUCGGCUGAUCUCGAGCCCUCAUGAGCUGGCACCUGUGGAGAUUAAAGAGAAAGAAAAAACACCGGAAGUGGAUGAAGAGGUUGAAAACGAACCAGUGCAUCGUAGAAUGGAGCAGUAAUGUCUUGGUGGAAGUGGGGGG
Molecule: messenger RNA, 1322 nt
Organism: Pelobates fuscus (common spadefoot toad)
Lineage: Eukaryota; Metazoa; Chordata; Amphibia; Anura; Pelobatidae
Gene: ECSIT
Product: ECSIT signaling integrator
Exons: 8
Coding region: 84-1301 (405 amino acids)
Biological process (GO): innate immune response; cell surface receptor protein serine/threonine kinase signaling pathway
Cellular component (GO): mitochondrion
Molecular function (GO): protein binding
Source: RefSeq, a predicted model, not a curated record